Oxyura jamaicensis (ruddy duck) is the source of this 2303-nucleotide messenger RNA. RefSeq names its product RNA binding motif protein 22 (gene RBM22). Gene Ontology annotation, cellular component: U2-type catalytic step 1 spliceosome; Prp19 complex; U2-type catalytic step 2 spliceosome. Gene Ontology annotation, molecular function: U6 snRNA binding; pre-mRNA binding; metal ion binding. The coding region runs from base 86 to 1348 and encodes 420 amino acids. The record is from RefSeq and is a predicted model, not a curated record. Lineage: Eukaryota; Metazoa; Chordata; Aves; Anseriformes; Anatidae. The transcript has 11 exons.
CCCCUCCCGCCGCCGCCGCCGGAAGUGACGCCACUUCCGCCUCCGCUGCAGGCCGGGCCCGAGGCGGGGCGGUGCGGGGGCCGCCAUGUCGACGUCGCUGGGCUCCAACACGUACAACCGGCAGAACUGGGAGGACGCCGACUUCCCUAUUCUGUGCCAGACAUGUCUUGGAGAGAACCCCUACAUUCGCAUGACCAAAGAGAAGUAUGGAAAGGAAUGCAAGAUUUGUGCCAGGCCCUUCACGGUGUUCCGCUGGUGCCCCGGUGUCCGUAUGCGUUUCAAGAAAACAGAAGUGUGCCAGACCUGCAGCAAGCUGAAGAACGUCUGUCAGACCUGCCUGCUUGACCUGGAGUAUGGUUUGCCUAUCCAAGUCCGAGAUGCAGGACUCUCCCUUAAGGACGAAAUGCCUAAAUCUGAUGUCAAUAAAGAGUAUUACACCCAGAACAUGGAACGUGAGAUAGCCAACUCUGAUGGCACCAGACCAGUGGGCGCGCUAGGAAAAGCUACUUCCACCAGUGACAUGCUGCUGAAGCUGGCUCGGACCACGCCUUACUACAAACGUAACCGUCCCCACAUCUGUUCCUUCUGGGUUAAAGGAGAAUGCAAGCGAGGAGAGGAGUGUCCUUACAGACAUGAGAAACCUACGGAUCCAGAUGAUCCUCUGGCUGAUCAGAACAUCAAAGAUCGUUACUAUGGCAUUAACGAUCCCGUGGCUGAUAAGCUCCUGAAACGAGCAUCGACCAUGCCUCGACUGGACCCUCCUGAUGACAAGACCAUUACUACGCUGUACGUCGGAGGGCUCGGAGAUACUAUCACUGAAUCAGAUCUCAGAAAUCACUUCUACCAGUUUGGGGAAAUUCGGACGAUAACUGUGGUGCAGCGACAGCAGUGUGCUUUCAUCCAGUUUGCCACCCGGCAAGCUGCAGAAGUGGCUGCUGAGAAAUCCUUCAACAAACUCAUCGUCAACGGCCGCAGGCUCAAUGUCAAGUGGGGAAGGUCUCAGGCAGCAAGAGGAAAAGAGAAGGACAAAGAAGGUACUACAGAAUCUGGGAUAAAGCUGGAACCAGUUCCAGGACUUCCCGGAGCUCUCCCACCUCCUCCAGCUGCAGAAGAGGAGGCUUCUGCAAAUUACUUCAACCUACCUCCGAGUGGCCCUCCAGCUGUGGUUAACAUUGCCUUGCCACCACCUCCUGGCAUUGCUCCGCCACCACCUCCAGGUUUUGGACCACACAUGUUCCACGCCAUGGGGCCACCGCCUCCCUUCAUGAGGGCGCCAGGCCCCAUUCACUACCCGUCUCAAGACCCCCAGAGGAUGGGCGCCCACGCGGGAAAGCACAGCAGCCCCUAGCACGUCGUGUCACCCUGGUCAUUUAAGUACACGUUAUUUUCUAGUUACCAUGGUAGUGCCGUAUGUUGAGCUGUGGGUGAGCUAGAGAAGCCUUCUUUCCCUGCUUGCAGACGCUGGGCAAGCUGAGCUCCGCGUCACCGUUAGCUGUCGGAUCGUUGAUACAGCCCAGGUCUUUGGUUUAGUAUCGGGGGGGUGGGGGGCAGACAGAAGGGCUGUCGGGGGGGGGGGUCUGUGGAUCAGGUGUACCAGAAUUCCAGUGCUCGUAGUGUAUCCCAUUUGCACACUUUUGAAAUAAACUUCUGGAAAAACAAAAACCAAACCCUCUUCAAGGCCAUUUGAUACCCUCAGUCUGAACACUGUGGACUAUUUAAGUGUAACGAGAGAUUUCUCUGUGUCACGUAGCCAAUGAAUUGUUACUCUAAUGACGUGUUAAUCUUGUAGUAUCGAGCCAGGACUGAAUAAGAGCUGAAAAACAAGCUUCUCACGUGUGCCAAACCCAUGGCUUUGCCUUACUAGCGCCACAGAUAUUUUUUUUCCCCCUACUUUUUCACGACUUUUAACAGAAAGAAACUUUCUGGUGCUUCACUUCUAAUCCUGGGUGUCCCGAGCAAGACAAGUUGGGUUGUGCAAGCAGCCCCCUGGUGAUGUAGGCAUGACCUGGAGUGACAGGUUAGCGGUUCCCACCUGGGGACGCUCCCCAGAAGGGGAUGUUAUAAGACGUGAAACUUUUCUUUCUGUGCUCCAACUGUAGCGUUUGUCUAGGAGCAACUGCAUGGAGCCUGCCAUUGAGUAGGGUGUGCGGGCACGUGGCUAGAGGAUGUUAACGUGUCUGUAUGUCUGCUGCUUUCAUGUAACUGAUCUGUGGGCAUCUGUAGAGCAAAACAUGAUGGGACCUGUUCUGAAGACUCCUUUGCUUGUUUUAAAAAAAUACAUUAAACGCACGAGUUUUUCAACA